AUGGCGGACGCCGUCGAACGUUAUCGACGUUAUGACCGUUACACACCAGGAAAAAAGACGACUGUCCUGUCAAACGAGACUAGGAAAGAGAUGGUGAAGCAGGCUAAAGCCACCAAGGAUGAGCGCAGGGCUCAGCUCGAUGCCCGCCACCGGUACCUCAUAUCGCUGCUGUCACAUGGCAUCGGCCUGACCGAGGCGGACGUGGAGGAGUUCAUUGUGUCAGAUGACAAGUUUGGUGCUAUUGAGGACUUCUUUGCAGCAAAUGGAACCAAGAAGAUGACCUUCUUCUACCAGGAAAUCAGCCAGGGAAAUUCAAGAAAGCAGAGCGUUCCUUCAUGGGUGGAGAGCUCCAGUUCAUCUCCAAAUCAGAAGAAGUUGUUCAUUUCCACCGGUGGUGAAGAGGAGCUAACUGGACUUUGUGCCUUUUUUCUGAGGACGAUGGAGAAAAGCAUAACACCUCAGAAUAUACUACAGGAGGUCUACUUUGGAAUCCUCAACUGCUCCGGGGGAUCUUUGCUUCACAGCCUGGAGGAAUUUCUGUCUCACAUCAUGGUUCCUGCUUUGAAAUCGCAAGAGAACUGGGGAGCUGUGAAAGAAGGGCCGAAAAACAUGCAGAUCCAGGAGUUCUUCAGCUCUGUGGAGAAGUUUACGGGCAGCUUGGCUUCUGCAAGGGAGAACAUUGAAGAAAAAUUUCAGCUUCAGACUUACGACACGGGGUACAAUCUUGAAACUCUGCAGAACCCUUCUGAUUACAUGGCAGCAGCCAGUAAUAGUGAAAUGGUGGAUAAGCUAGAGGGGCUACUAUUGCAAUGGGCAAAGCAAAUCGAGCAAGUCCUGACAGAGAGCGAACAAAUGAGGAAAGAAGCAGAUGACAUCGGGCCAUCGGCCGAGCUUGAGCACUGGAAGAAAAGAAUGGCGACUUUUAACAGUCUUCUAGAUGAAAUCAAAAGCCCUCAUGUGAAAAAAGUUGUGGGGGUCCUGCAAGUGGCAAAAUCGCGCACCCUGAAACACUGGAAACAACUGGAUAUCAGCAUUACAAGCGCUGCAAAUGAAGCCAAGGACAACGUCAAGUAUCUUUACACCUUGGACAGGUUCUUUGGGCCUCUUGGGAAAUGUACACCUACCUCGAUGUUGGAGCACAUUCCGAGUCUAAUCAACAGCAUUCGGAUGAUCUACAGCAUAUCCCAGUACUACAACACUUCAGAGCGCAUGACCUCUCUCUUUGUGAAAAUCACCAACCAGAUGAUUAGUACCUGCAAAGCGUAUCUCUACCAAGGGGUCAACAAAAUAUGGGAACAUGACAGAAAUGAACUACUCAAGAGGAUUCAGGAUUGCACCCAACUGAACAAGGAAUACCAAGAGACGUUCCAUCGGGUAAAGGAAAAGCUGAGAGAAAGUCAGAACGAGCGACAAUUUGAAUUCAGUGAAAACUACAUUUUUGGGAAAUUCGACACUUUCUGCAAGCGCCUGGAGAAGAUUGCAUACAUGAUUAAUACCAUCGAGAACCUUUCAGACCUGCAAAACGUCAAGCUGGAAGGAAUCGAGAAGAUCUGCAUUCGAUACCAGACUAUUGUGACCACCACAAAGUCCAAGAACUAUGACGUGCUGGACCUCCGAAAGCCAGAGUUUGACAACGAUUACACUGAAUUUCAAUACCAGAUUCAAAGCCUGUAUCAGUCGCUGCAGUCCUAUGUGGAUUCCUGGUUUGAGCAGCCAUUAACGACGGAGAGAAUGCUUGAACUCCUUGCGAAGUUUGAAAGGAUUGCCGGAGAUCAGCUCGAUCUAACUGAAAAAUACCUCAUGGUGCUGCAGCGCUACGGCCGGGAUCUCGAGCUUGUUCGCAAACUGUACCAGAAGCAGAAGGACAACCCGCCGACCCCCCGCAACAUCCCUCCGGUUGCUGGAAAGAUAAUGUGGGCCAGACAGCUGUUUAGAAAGAUCGAUGGUCCGAUGAAGAUUUUAAAACACAAACCUGACAUUUUGAAGGUUGCAGAAAUGAAGAAGAUCAUUCGAAACUACAACAAAGUGGCUGCCGUCUUGCUGGAGUUUGAACUCCUGUAUCACCGUGGCUGGUGCCAGGCUGUGGAGCUUGGGCGCCAGGGCCUUAAUGUCUCUUUACUUGUCAGGCAUCAUGAGACUCGGGAACUUUUUGUUAAUUUUGACCCAAUUAUUCUUCGUGUGCUCUAUGAAGCCAAGUACUUGUACAAAAUGGGCCUUGAGGUGCCCGAGUUGGUGGUCAGCAUGUGCUCACACGAAGAGCAAAUCAAAGACCUGCACAUCAAACUGCAGGAGAUGCUCAACCACUACCAAAGCGUGCUGAAUAGAAUCCCGAGUAUGGUUCACCCCCUGAUGCAGCCCUUUGUGGCCCGAGUGGAAGAAGCGCUUUCUCCAGGCCUCACCAUGCUGUCAUGGAGCUCACUAAACACGGACAAAUUCAUCGAAAAUGUGUACAGCUGUCUGCAGGAACUGGAGCAGAUAGUAAAAGAAAUGAGUGACAUCCUGGAGUGUCGAAUUGACAACGUCUUCCAAGCAAUGUCCUCGACUGUCUUGCUGGAUCUGCCUGAAGAUGAGCCCAUGGAAAUGCACGCUUUUUAUGAAAUGACAGAGAAGGUGGUGGCUUUGGCGGCGGAAACACUUGCUACACAAAGUCAACAGGUGGAGAGAUCCAUGCUUGAGAUGAUUAACAAUCUUAAAAACAGAAUGAAACCAGACGACAAGGUCAACCUGCAGGACUCUUAUCAGUGCCUGCACCCUGACACCAAACAGAAGACCCGCUGUCAGGAGUGUCUGCCCUGCUGUUUUUACAACAUGAUGGGGCAGCUCUGUCAGAAGAACACAGAUGCUUUCGUUAAAUCCACCAAACUCUCCCUGGAUGCCCUGAAGCGUCGCCUUCAUGUUGUCAGUUCGAAGUACCUGGCAGCCUCCCCAUCCAUGAAGAUGUCCAUUCAGCCUCCUCUCUUCCAAGCUUCAAUUCAGCUGGUGAUCCCCAAUGUCGUCAUGCGACCAAGUCUGGAGGAAAUUCAGAAUACAAUUAAUAAGGCCGUUGUCACUAUGUUGACCAUGGCAAAGAACAUUCCACUGUGGACAUUUGCCCAUUUACAUCAUAAACAGCUCCAGAUCGAGCAGAAUGCAGCACGAGAUCUGGGGGAUGACAGCAAACUCACUAAGCAGAUUGUGUUGAAGACCCUCGAUAAACAGCUGAGUGAGCACAAAGACAUCAGUAAAGUCGUCAUCCAGCUCAACUCCAUCGUCUCCUCACUCAAAGCCGAUGCUGUUGACGUCUUGGACAACUUCUCCCAGUUCUCCAGUUUGUGGAAUCAGGAACCGAAUGACAAGGUGAAGGAGUUUGUGCAGACCAACCCGUCCCUGUCUGAGUUCAGCGCCCACAUUUCCUCCUACACGAAACUGGAGACUCAGAUCAACGACCUGCCUCAAUUUUACACUCUCGGGUCCGUGCAACUUCAAACGGAGCCACUGAAGCUGGCGCUGACCCAGGAGUGCCGCCACUGGAAGAGAGCUUUUGGGGUCUCCUUGAACAAGAAGGCCUCCAGCGACAUGGAGGAGAUCUACACCUUCAUUGACGCGCUCAGUAAAAGGCUCCACCGGCCCAUCAAAGACCUUGAGGAUGUCCGUGAUGCCAUGGCUGCCUUGAGGGAAAUUCGAGAUGCUGAGAUUCGAAUUGACAUGACCAUCACUCCUGUUGAAGAGUCCUAUUCACUGCUCAACAAGCACGAGCUGCUGUUUCAAGAUGGCAACACGGAGAGGGUGGACGGCUUAGCUUACGCCUGGAAGAACCUCAAUGCUCAGGUUUUGCAAUCUCAGAAUUUUCUAGUCAAAAUCCAGCCUUCCAUGAAAGCUGACCUGCUUGCUGGGGUUCAGAGUUUCCAGACCGAAGUCCAGUCCUUUUAUACUGGUUACGAUCAAAGAGGUCCAGGUGUAGAAGGCAUACCUCCUCGGGAAGCCAGUGACCGGCUACAAAUCUUUCAAACUCAAUUUGAUGAACUUUGGAGAAAAUAUGUCACUUAUUCUGGUGGAGAAGAACUCUUUGGCCUUCCUGUUAAAGAAUACUCAGACCUCCAGCGGAUUAAGCGGGAGCUCGCCCUGCUGCAGAAACUUUACAGCCUUUACAAUUCAGUUAUCGAAAGUGUUAAUGGAUACUACGACAUACUGUGGAGUGAUCUGGAAAUUGACAAAAUCAACAAUGAACUUACAGAUUUUCAAAAUCGAAUACGCAAACUUCCCAAGGCACUGAAGGAAUGGCAAGCAUUUAACGACCUUAAAAAGACGAUCGAUGAUUUCAGUGAGACCUGUCCUCUCCUGGAAAUGAUGGCAAACAAGGCGAUGAUGGCAAGGCACUGGGAACGAAUUUCCCAAUUCACCGGCUAUGUCUUUGAUGUGGAGUCUGAACACUUUGCCCUAAGGAACAUCAUGGAGGCACCCCUGUUAAAGUAUAAGGAGGACAUUGAGGAUAUCUGCAUCAGUGCUGUUAAGGAGAAAGACAUCGAGGCCAAGCUAAAGGGCGUCAUCAACGAGUGGAGCGCCCACGUGUUUACUUUCGCGCAGUUUAAAACGAGAGGGGAGUUACUUCUGAAAGGAUCUGACACGAGCGAAAAGGUCUCCUUGAUGGAGGACAGUCUGAUGGUUCUGGCAUCCCUCAUGAGUAACAGGUAUAAUGCGCCCUUUAAACCCACAAUUCAGCAGUGGGUCCAAAAGCUCUCUAACACCACAGAGAUUAUCGAGAACUGGCUGACUGUUCAGAACCUCUGGAUCUAUCUGGAAGCCGUGUUUGUUGGAGGGGACAUUGCAAAACAGCUUCCGCAGGAAGCCAAAAGAUUCCAGAACAUCGACAAAUCCUGGCAAAAAAUAAUGCAGCGAGCCCACGAGAUCCCAAACAUCGUUCAUUGCUGCGUGGGUGAUGAAACUCUUGCUCAGCUCCUGCCUCACUUGCUGGAACAACUGGAGAUGUGUCAGAAAUCGCUGACCGGCUACCUGGAGAAGAAGAGGCUCGUCUUCCCGAGGUUCUUCUUUGUGUCAGAUCCUGCUCUUUUGGAAAUUCUUGGUCAGGCGUCUGACUCCCAUACCAUCCAGGCACACCUGCUGAGUCUUUUUGAUAACGUGAAUCGAGUGGGAUUUCACGACAAGAACUACGACCAAAUUCUCAACUUUCAGUCCCAGGAAGGCGAGAUUGUCAACUUCACAGAACCCAUAAUGGCACAGGGGAAUGUGGAAGCCUGGCUGGGCCUUGUCCUGGAUGGAGUCAAAAAAACGAUCCACAGUAUCAUCAAGCAGGCCUACUUGGCCAUCAGUGACCCCGGAAUGAAGCUCUAUGAAUUCCAGGCCAUGUUUCCUGCUCAGAUUGGACUGCUGGGCAUUCAAAUGAUUUGGACCAGAGACUCGGAGGAGGCGCUGAUGAAUGCCAAGGUUGAUAAAAAGGUGAUGCAAACCACCAAUCAGAAGUUCUUGGACAUUCUCAACGAUUUGAUUGACAUGACCACCCAAGAUCUGACAAAAAUGGACCGGACAAAAUACGAAACUCUCAUCACUAUUCAUGUGCACCAGAAGGACAUAUUUGAUGAUUUGGUUCGAAUGAACAUCAGGUCCACGUCAGAUUUUGAAUGGCAGAAGCAAUCCCGAUUUUACUUCAUCGAAGAUCUCGAUAAAUGUGCCAUUCAGAUCACCGAUGUUGAGUUCACCUACUGUAAUGAGUAUCUGGGCUGCACUGACAGACUGGUUAUAACUCCGUUAACUGACAGGUGUUACAUCACAUUGGCCCAGGCCCUCGGGAUGAGUAUGGGCGGAGCUCCAGCAGGACCAGCUGGGACUGGCAAGACAGAAACAACCAAAGACAUGGGGAGAUGCCUGGGAAAGUACGUGGUCGUGUUCAACUGCUCCGAUCAGAUGGAUUACCGGGGGCUCGGCCGCAUUUACAAAGGUCUGGCACAGGCUGGCGCUUGGGGUUGCUUUGAUGAGUUCAAUCGUAUCGAGCUCCCCGUGCUGUCGGUGGCCGCUCAGCAGAUCUACAUUGUGCUGCAGUGCAAGAAGAACAAGAAACCGCAGUUCAUCUUCACUGAUGGAGAUGUGGUGGACAUGGACAGAGAGUUUGGAAUUUUCCUCACAAUGAAUCCAGGAUAUGCCGGUCGCCAGGAGCUCCCAGAGAACCUGAAGAUUCAGUUCCGCACCGUUGCCAUGAUGGUGCCCGACCGAGCCAUUAUCAUGAGGGUAAAGCUGGCCAGCGCUGGAUUCCGUGACAAUCUGAUUCUCAGCCGCAAGUUCUACACCUUGUACAAACUCUGUGAGGAGCAGCUCUCAAAGCAGGAUUUAUUUAACUUUGUCUCCACUGCGGUGACCCCCAAAAUGCAGAUCCUAGAAUGCAUGUACAUCAAGCAAGCCAUCGAGCUUCUGCAGGGUUUGUUGCCAGCAGCUGAAGAGAAACAGCCCUCUGCAGAACACGUGGGAAGACUCUUUAUUUUUGCGAUCAUGUGGUCCAUCGGAGCCCUUCUGGAGUUAGAAGACAGAGUUAAAAUGGAGAAUUUUCUCAGAAGCCAUACUGCCAAGCUGGAGUUGCCCGUGACCACAGGCGAACAGACCAUCUUUGAGUUUGUGGUUAAUGAGAGCGGCCAGUGGGACCACUGGUCUAAGAAGGUUCCAGAGUACAUCUAUCCCAAAGAUUCUAUUCCAGAGUACGCCUCCAUCCUGGUGCCCAACGUUGACAAUGUCCGCACUGACUUCCUAAUGCACACGAUAAUGAAGCAGGGUAAAGCCGUACUGCUUAUUGGUGAGCAGGGCACUGCAAAGACCGUGAUGAUUAAGGGCUACAUGAGUAAAUAUGAUCCUGAAGUCCACUUGACUAAAAGCCUUAACUUCUCUUCUGCCACCUUACCCAACAUGUUCCAGAGAAGCAUCGAGAGUUACAUCGACAAAAGAAUGGGAACAACUUACGGUCCUCCCGCCGGGAAGAAAAUGACCGUGUUUGUGGAUGACAUCAACAUGCCGGUGAUCAACGAAUGGGGAGAUCAGAUAACCAACGAAAUCGUCCGGCAGCUGAUGGAGCAGAAAGGCUUUUACAACCUGGACAAGCCUGGUGAGUUCACCGGGAUCGUGGACAUCCAGUUUGCCGCUGCCAUGAUUCACCCUGGCGGCGGUAGAAAUGACAUCCCCCAGCGACUGAAGCGUCAGUUUACCGUCUACAACUGCACGUUACCGUCCAACUCCUCCAUCGACAAGAUUUUCAGCACCAUCGCCGAAGGCUACUUUUGUGAGCAGCGUGGAUUUCCUAAGGAGGUGUGCAACUUGGCUGCUGCUCUGGUCCCGUCUACUCGCAGAAUAUGGCAGGCAACCAAAAUAAAGAUGCUGCCAACGCCAGCCAAAUUCCACUACAUCUUUAACUUGCGAGACCUGAGUCGGAUCUGGCAAGGCAUCCUCAAAGUCACUUCAGAAGUCUGCCAGACUACGGACGUGUUGGUUGCUCUUUUCCUUCACGAGUGUUCUCGGGUGAUCGCCGACAGGUUCACCAAUCACAAGGACAAGGAGUGGUUCGAGCAGUGCAUGCAGAAGAUAUCAGCCGAAGACCACGGGCCAAACAUCAUAGACACGGCUCCAAAGGAGGCAUACUUUGUCGAUUUCUUACGGGAUGCUCCUGAAGCCACCGGAGACGAACCAGAGGAUGCUGAGCUGGAGGCUCCCAAGAUCUACGAGCCCAUUCCGUCUUUCGAGAAGCUGUCGGAACGUCUGGAGAUGUUCAUGCAGCAGUACAAUGAGGCCAUCAGAGGAACGCACAUGGACCUCGUGUGCUUUAAGGACGCCAUGGUCCACUUGGUGAAGAUCUCUCGUGUCAUCCGCACCCCACAAGGAAACGCUCUGCUGGUCGGAGUCGGCGGGUCUGGAAAGCAAAGUUUGACCAGACUGGCCUCGUUCAUCGCUGGAUAUCAAAGUUUCCAAAUCACUCUCACGCGAACUUACAACACUGGCAAUCUCAUGGAUGAUCUUAAGCAGCUCUAUCGGACAGCAGGCCAGAAAGGCAAAGGCAUCACUUUCAUCUUCACGGACAAUGAAAUUAAAGACGAGUCUUUCUUGGAGUAUAUGAACAACGUGCUGGCCUCCGGUGAGGUGUCCAACCUGUUUGCCCGUGACGAGGUGGACGAGAUCACUCAAGACCUUAUCGCAGUAAUGAAGAAGGAAUAUCCUCGACGAGUCCCCACGCCGGAGAAUCUCUACGACUAUUUUCUGUCACGGGUUCGCAGCAAUCUCCACGUUGUCCUCUGUUUCUCACCUGUGGGAGAGAAGUUUCGCACCCGUGCUCUGAAGUUCCCCGGGCUCAUUUCCGGUUGCACCAUGGACUGGUUUCAGCGAUGGCCUAAGGAUGCUCUGGUGGCUGUGGCCCAACACUUUCUGAGCUCUUAUAAAAUCGAGUGUUCAGACGAAGUGAAGCAAAAUGUGGUGAACACCAUGGGAACCUUCCAGGAUCUGGUGGCGGAAAAGUGCGUGGAAUACUUUGAGCGGUACCGCCGUCAGACGUACGUGACGCCCAAGUCAUACCUGUCCUUCAUAGGUGGCUACAAAAUCAUCUACAGUGAGAAGAUUGCUUAUGUGGGGAUGCUCGCCGAACGCAUGAGGACAGGUCUGGCCAAGCUAAUGGAGGCUGAAGUAUCCGUGAAUCAGCUCUCCAAGGAGCUGGCGGUGAAGGAGGCUGACCUUGCCGUUGCAUCCAAAAAAGCGGAUGGGGUCCUGCAGGAGGUGACGGUGAAAGCCCAAGCAGCAGAGGCUGUAAAAUCGCAAGUGCAGAAAGUGAAGGACAAAGCCCAGGCCAUCGUGGAUGAGAUCGAGGCAGAUAAGGCCGUGGCAGAGGGGAAGCUGGAGGCAGCAAGGCCAGCGUUGGAGUUGGCAGAGGCGGCCCUGCAGACCAUCAAACCUGCAGAUAUUGCCACUGUGAGGAAACUCGGAAAGCCCCCCCAUCUGAUCAUGCGCAUCAUGGACUGCGUGCUGCUGCUGUUUCAGAGGAGAGUCGACACGGUCACCAUGGACCCUGAGCGGCCCUGUAACAAACCGUCCUGGGCAGAGGCCUUGAAGCUGAUGAAUAACUCGGGGUUCCUCAAUAUGUUACUUACUUUUCAAAAGGAUACUAUUACCGAGGAAGUCGUGGAACUGCUCACCCCCUACCUGGAGAUGGAGGAUUACAACUUAGAAACUGCAAAGAAAGUCUGCGGCAAUGUGGCGGGUCUCUGCUCAUGGACUCAAGCAAUGGCGUACUUCUUUGGGAUUAACAAAGAAGUCCUCCCUCUUAAGGCAAACCUGAAGCUGCAGGAGGCGAGGCUGACGGUAGCCCAGACAGAGCUUAGCAAUGCCCAGAUGCAGCUGGACGAGAAGCAGAAAGAGCUGGAUGAGGUGCAAGCCAUGUACAACGCCGCCAUGAGUGAAAAGCAGACCCUCCUGGACGACGCCGAAGCCUGCCGCAAGAAGAUGAGCAACGCCACGGCUCUCAUCGAAGGUCUGGGCGGGGAGAAGGUUCGAUGGACACAAAGCAGUAAGCUUUUCCAAAGUCAGAUCAACCGCUUGGUGGGCGAUGUUCUUCUGGCCACCGGAUUCCUUUCCUAUUCCGGGCCUUUCAACCAGGAGUACAGAAAUCUUCUGCUGAAACUUUGGAAGAAGGAGAUGAGCACCAACAGGAUCCCCUAUAGUGAUGACCUCAACCUCAUUAACAUGCUGGUGGACAACGCGACCAUUGGGGAGUGGAAUCUGCAGGGUCUUCCUAACGAUGACCUCUCCAUUCAGAACGGCAUCAUUGUGACCAAAGCAUCUCGGUAUCCACUGCUGAUUGAUCCUCAGGGUCAGGGCAAGAUCUGGAUUAAGAGCAGAGAGAAGAACAACGACCUGCAGGUGACGUCUUUGAAUCAUAAAUACUUCAGAUCCCACCUGGAGGACACUCUGUCUCUUGGGAGACCCCUGCUCAUUGAGGAUGUUGGAGAAGAACUCGAUCCUGCUCUCGAUAACGUCUUGGAAAAGAACUUCAUUAAAUCGGGAUCUACUUUCAAGGUAAAAGUUGGUGAUAAAGAAAUUGAUGUCAUGAAAGGCUUCACGCUCUACAUCACCACCAAGUUGGCCAACCCUGCCUACACCCCAGAGAUCAGUGCCAAGACGGCGGUCAUCGACUUCACAGUGACAAUGAAAGGCCUUGAGGACCAACUGCUUGGCCGGGUGAUUCAAACUGAGAAGCAGGAACUGGAAGCAGACAGAGUGAAACUUCUGGAAGAAGUAACCUUAAACAAAAGGAAGAUGCAGGAGCUGGAAGACAACCUCUUGUAUCGCCUCACGAGCACCCAGGGCUCGUUAGUAGAGGACGAUUCGCUGAUUGAAGUUCUGCGCAUCACGAAAUCCACGGCUGAAGAGGUCAGUGAGAAGUUAAAUGUAGCUGCAGAGACAGAAAUCAAGAUCAACAGCGCCAGAGAAGAGUACCGUCCCGUAGCAACCCGAGGCAGCAUUCUCUACUUCCUGAUUGUGGAAAUGAGCUUGGUGAACGUGAUGUACCAGACGUCUCUCAGACAGUUCCUAGGCUUGUUUGACAUCUCCAUGGAAAAAUCUGUGAAGUCCCAGAUCACCUCCAAGAGGAUCGCUAACAUCAUCGAGUACCUGACGUACGAAGUGUUCAAGUACACGGCCCGGGGGCUUUACGAAGAUCACAAGUUUCUCUUCACGCUGCUGAUGGCCUUGAAAAUAGACCUGCAAGCAAAGAAGAUUUCCCACGAUGAGUUUCAGACGCUAAUCAAAGGAGGUGCAUCUCUGGACCUCAACUCUGUUGAGCCCAAGCCCAAGAAGUGGAUUUUGGACAUGACGUGGCUCAAUCUGGUGCAGCUCUCUCAUAUUUAUCCCUUCACUCAGCUCCUCUCCAAUGUGGCCAAGAAUGAUAAAGGAUGGAAGCAGUGGUUUGAUGAAGAGGCCCCAGAAGAAGCCACCAUUCCCGACGGCUAUGACAAUCAGCUUGAUACUUUCCGGAAGUUGCUGCUCAUUCGCAGUUGGAGUCCAGACAGAACAAUUGCACAGGCUCGCCACUACAUUGCAGAGUCUCUUGGGACGAGAUACGCAGAAGGUGUCAUUUUAGACAUGGAUGGCAUGUGGGCAGAGAGUGACAGCCAGACCCCAAUGAUCUGCUUCCUGUCGAUGGGCUCGGAUCCAACAGAAAACAUUGAGCGUCUCGCUAAAACAAAGAACACUCCAUGCCGCGCCAUUUCAAUGGGCCAGGGGCAGGAGGUCCACGCCAGGCGCCUGCUAAAUCAGAGCAUGCAGGACGGGGGCUGGCUUCUGCUGCAGAACUGCCAUCUGGGCUUGGAUUUCUUAGACGAACUCCUGGACACCAUCACCACCGCCGAGACCAUGCAUGAGGGCUGCCGCACCUGGAUCACCACCGAGGUGCACCCCAAAUUCCCAAUCAACCUGCUGCAGUCCUCCAUCAAAUUUACUAAUGAACCGCCUCAAGGUGUCAAAGCCGGCUUGAAGCGGACCUACACCAGCAUUAGCCAGGAGCUCCUGGAUAUCAGCAACAUGCCGCAGUGGAAACCUCUGCUGUACAGCGUGGCCUUCCUGCAUACAACAGUGCAGGAGAGACGAAAGUUUGGUCCCCUGGGCUGGAAUAUUCCUUAUGAAUUCAACCAAGCAGACUUCACUGCUAGUGUGCAGUUCGUUCAGAAUCACCUGGAUGAGAUGGACAUCAAGCGGGGCGUCAACUGGAGCUGUGUUCGCUAUAUGCUGGGAGAGGUGCAGUACGGUGGCCGUGUCACGGAUGAUCUCGAUAAGCACUUGCUCAACACCUUCUCCCGAGUCUGGUUUGGGGAGAACACCUUCUCUGACAAAUUCUGUUUCUACAAGGGCUACGCCAUUCCUAAAGGCAAAACGAUCCAAGACUACCUACAGCACAUCGAGCUGCUGCCUCUUGUCGACACCCCAGAGGUGUUUGGACUUCACCCAAAUGCCGAUAUCACGUACCAAACCAACAUGGCCAAUGAGACGCUGAGCACAAUUGUCAACAUUCAGCCCAAAGACAGCGGAGGUGGAGGAGGUGAAACCAGAGAGGCCACCGUUCAGCGAUUAGCCGAUGAGAUGCUGGAAAAGCUGCCGCCGGACUACGUGCCAUAUGAGGUGAAAGCCCGUCUCCAGAAAAUGGGUCCCAUUCAACCCAUGAAUAUUUUCUUACGCCAAGAAAUUGAUCGUAUGCAGCGCAUCAUCACCAGGGUUCGGAAUACUCUCACCGACCUCAAGCUGGCCAUUGAUGGCACCAUCAUCAUGUCUGAAGACUUAAGAGACGCUUUAGACAACAUGUACGAUGCUAGGAUACCCAAACUGUGGUAUAAAAUCUCAUGGGAAUCGGCCACUUUGGGUUUCUGGUUCACGGAGCUCCUGGAGAGAAACCAACAGUUCCACACCUGGCUGUUUGAAGGGCGACCCAACCAGUUCUGGAUGACGGGAUUCUUUAACCCACAGGGUUUCCUGACAGCAAUGCAUCAAGAGACAACUCGAAUGAACAUAUCCAAAGGCUGGGCCCUGGACAGCGUCAUCCUCUACAAUGACGUGACCAGGAUGAUGAAGGAAGAUGUCACUGGACCUCCCCCGGCUGACAUCGGUGGCGUCUACAUCUAUGGACUCUUCUUGGAUGGGGCCGGCUGGGACAGAAGGAACACAAAGCUCAUGGAGUCGUCACCCAAGGUCCUGUUCACCUCCCUGCCGGUGGUUCACGUGUACGCCAUCAGCACCACAGCUCCAUCUGACCCCAAGAAGCAGCAAGGGAAUCUUUACUCGUGUCCCGUGUACAAGAAGCCCCGCCGCACCGAUCUGACGUACAUCUUCUCUUUGUAUUUGAAGACGACUCAGGCUGCCGACCACUGGACUCUUCGAGGGGUGGCCCUGCUGUGUGAUUCAAAAUAAAUUUUUGGGUUCUUUAUUCUAUUUAUGUUCACUUGAAGACCUGUACAGCUACUAUAUUUAAAAAGACACCGAUCAUGAGAAACUUUCAAAUCGGUAUAACAGUUUACCUUCGUUUUGGCCUCAAAUGGCGUCUCUCGCCCAGUUUUUUGAUCUCAUUAAGUGCAAAAGUGAACCAUUUCAUGGUGGGGCUGGUGGAUGUAGUAUGGAGCCCUGACAUUCAUCAAAUCCAUCAAAUGCAAACUUUUCGACAACGCCGAUCCUGCUUAAAGGAAACGGGACACUUGUCUGGGUGAUGAUGGCGCAGAAGGGCAACAAGCACUUCAGAUCCAAUUGGCUGUGGUUUGUCCUUCCUUCUGAAUUUCCCCACAGCUCAUACAGCCAGGGGUCUUGAGGGCCGCAGUGGCUCCACGUACCUGCGUCGAUAAACUAGAACAGAUUCAUUGGUGGUUAAAAACAAUACGCGUUUAGGGCUCAUUUUAGUUGUGAACAGUUCUACUCAGGUUUUGAGUGUUUCCUCCUUUCUCAAGCAGCCACCAGUUAACGAAAUACAAGUGAUAGGCAGGAACAACAAGCUGGCCCAAAUUUAAACCUUAAUGUGUGUGCAUCAUGAAGGGUCUGUGUUAACAUCAAGUUUAGAAAUAAAUGAGAGAGAGAGCAGGGGAUGCAGCAAAAGAACAGAUUUGUUCAACUCCACAGUACUUACGGGGAAAUAUAGAAAGAAAAGGAAAAUCCACCAAGUGAUGAAGAGAGAUUUGAUUUGGAAGAACAGCAGCGAGAUCCAUCCAUAUUCAGCAAUUCAGUCUCAAGUAUCAUUAUCGGCAAGGACUGCGUGGAAAUUAGGAAAUGGAAACCUGCGACCCUCCUAGACCGUGAUACAGGACCCCUGUAUUUUGACAAUAUAGUCGUCAUAAGAGGAUUCAGUUUGUUACGUUUCCUUUCUGAAAUUGUGAUGGGUGAUUUGCGAAUGAUUCGUUCUUUUUGAAUUACUCUUUAAAGGCAAGACAUGUGAACCAAUUUGUGAGUAAGAGUGAAACAAUUCAAAAGAAUGCAAUUGGAGCAUUUGCAUCAUGCCGUCAACGUCUUUCAUUUUGUUUUAGAUGUUUAAGAUGCUUGUGUAAGGACCACCCAUCUGCUUUAUGGCUCUCUUUCGAGGUCAAACUGAAUCAUUAGUAGUCAGUGAGCGCUCUCACGCAUGACUCCGUUGUUCAUCACAAUACAGCAACAAACACAUUUAUAUCAGCGUGUGUCCGUUGUUGUUGUACUCAUUUGAUUUACAAAUGAAUCAUUACCUGAAAACGAGGCUCACGAUUCUGAUACGAGUGACUGAAUAAUUACCCGAGAAUGAGUUUCACAAUUCUCAUUCAUUUACUUUGUGAAUGAUUCAUUCCCCGACAAUGAGUGUCAUGAUUCUCGUUCAGUUAAAUCAUGAAUGAAGCAUUACCCAAGAAAGAGGCUCACACUUCUCAUUCACUUGAUUUGCAAAUGAAUUCCUCGACAAUGAGUGUCAUGAUUCACGUUCAGUUAAAUCAUGAAUGAAUCGUUACCCGAGAACAAGUCUCACAUUCCUCGUUCAUUUGAUGGUUGAGUGAAUUUUUAACUAAUUGAUUUAUGCCCCUUUGGCCAUUGAAAAAAUAAAUCAUGCACAAUUAAACUGUAUCAAACUAUUUUAAUUUGUAACAAUUUUACUUUAACACACUUUUUUGUUUUAAUGGCUCAUUGACUGCACUAGCCUUUGUCAUUCGCCGUUUCUUUCAAGUGUGAGCUGAAUGAUUACCUGAAAAUGAGUCUGACAAUUCUCACUCAUUUGAGUUGCAAAUUAAUCAUUACCUGUAAACGAAUGUUGAUUCGUGAUCAUUUAAUUUGUUAAUGAAUCAUUACCCAAAAACAAGUCAGAUGAUUCUCAUUC
This is a messenger RNA of Polypterus senegalus (gray bichir), 14815 nucleotides long. RefSeq names its product dynein heavy chain 5, axonemal-like. NCBI's taxonomy places the organism in Eukaryota, Metazoa, Chordata, Cladistia, Polypteriformes, Polypteridae. The transcript is spliced from 71 exons. Gene Ontology annotation, biological process: microtubule-based movement. Gene Ontology annotation, molecular function: dynein light intermediate chain binding; dynein intermediate chain binding; ATP binding. Gene Ontology annotation, cellular component: dynein complex. The coding region runs from base 1 to 12909 and encodes 4302 amino acids. The record is from RefSeq and is a predicted model, not a curated record.